GUCUUCCGUGCAUAUGACGCCCUGAAACGACACCAACGUGAAACGUCGACUGAGGAGGCAUGGAAUCGCGCCUCAAUCGAGUUGUGCAAGGCGUCUCGAUUGCCACCGCCCCGAGACGCCUCUCUACGAACACCGCUUACCGAUCUCACGCGACUCUACGCUUUCGACAUGAUCACUGCUAGUCAAGGAGAAUUUUUGAAGGGUGGCUACAUGUCGGAAAGUCAAGCGGAGGGAAUUCGAGAUGGUAUUUAUCGAUGCUUGGAGAGACUCCGACCGAAUGCCGUCUCGUUAGUUGACAGCUGGGACUUUGACGAUGCUGAACUUCACUCGGUUCUUGGACGUCGUGAUGGGAACGUCUACCCAGCCCUGCUAGAAUGGGCCCAGAAGAGUCAGCUGAAUAAGACUGAGGUGCUGCCGACGUUCGAGAAGUACCUUGGACCAAUGAUGAAGGAAGGACGAUCUAAGUUGUAG
Ostertagia ostertagi is the source of this 471-nucleotide messenger RNA. The record is from the annotation of a GenBank genome assembly. Lineage: Eukaryota; Metazoa; Nematoda; Chromadorea; Rhabditida; Trichostrongylidae.